This is a messenger RNA of Aureobasidium uvarum, 1911 nucleotides long. The record is from the annotation of a GenBank genome assembly. NCBI's taxonomy places the organism in Eukaryota, Fungi, Ascomycota, Dothideomycetes, Dothideales, Saccotheciaceae.
AUGCGACGACUCGGACAAGUUACGAAAGCAUCUGCUGAUAUCACUGACGCUCGCUUUUCAGAAGCUUUGGGUAAACGUCUCUUGCUACCCACCAGAGCCAGACGCAGAGAUAGUCUGAGAAAAUCUGCUCUUGCAAAGACAAGACUUGAUGAGAGCGAGGUCGAGGACCACGCAACGCCAGUAGGUGAAGAGACUAGUACGACGGAGGACAAUUCAAGAUCAGCACCGGAUGCAGAUAUGACGUCAAAAGACAUUAGCUCAGGAAGCAAGGCAGACGUCGAAAAGAGCGAAGCAGCCCAACAAGAAACCGAUCACAAUCCCGAGAGGAACCAGUCAAUCGAACAAGAACCAACAGUACUUGAGGACUCGAGCGGAGACUCGGCAAUAAACUCUCAAGAAGAGACCAAGCCGCACGGUCCUUCUUUCAAGCUGUUCACGUUCACAAAAUCUGUUGCACCAAAGACCACGACAGUCUAUCCCAGAGCUCGUAGUAGAGCCAGAUUCAAGCCUCCAAAGCCAAUGUUCAAAGAGACAAGGCGUAGGGGUCAGGCUAUGAGUACUAGCUCUGCUGACUACUUUGACAAGGAAGAACUCGAUCGUUAUACACAGCUACCACCAUUGUUGUACCACAUACCUCCUCAGGAGUUGCGAAAUGCAUUGAUGGCAUCGAAAACAAGCCAGGCUGCCUUCUGGAGAUACUCUCUGUACAAAACGGCCAAUGGCGAAAAGCCUCUUCUUCACUAUUGCACCAAGUUCGAACAAGCCGAGCAAGUUGCGAAGUUUUUCUCGGAGGAGCCAAUAAUAGGCUUUGAUGUUGAGUGGGAAAUGGGCAGCACUGUCGCGUCAGGCAGCAUCAAGAACAACGUAUCGUUGAUUCAGAUUGCGUGCGAAAACAGGAUUGCUCUCUUCCAGGUUGCCUUGUUCGCGGGAGAGAGUAAAGAAACUCUCAUGCCUCCAUCCCUUAAAGCCAUUCUCGAGUCUCCGGACAUUUUCAAGACUGGUGUCAACAUUGCAGGAGACUUUACUCGGCUACGCAAAUGCCUGGGGGUUGAGGGACAGGGAAUCUUCGAGUUGAGUCAUCUCUACAAGCUUGUGAAGUUCUCUGAAAACGAGCCAGCAAAGGUGAACAAGAAGCCGUUGGCACUAGCUGAGCAGGUACAAAAUGUCUUGUUUCUCCNNCCCCUCGACAAGGGAAAUGUUCGAACGAGUGCCUGGUCAAGCAGAUUGUCGAUGGAGCAAGUCGCGUACGCCGCUACAGAUGCUUAUGCAGGUUUCAGGCUUUUUCGAGAGCUUGACAAAGCGAGGAGCAUGAUGAACCCCAUGCCGCCGAGACCGGCAUUCUGGGAACUUGAUCAGCCUAUCAUUCUCGGCAAUGGCGAGCGGGCUGGCGAGACACGUCCAAAGCGCAAGACUGUCCCAAAGAAGACUACAGAGGUCGAAAGCCAACCGCCCACUCUUAGUGUAGAAGAAGAGCAAGCUCUCAACGACGAAGAAGAGGAAGCUCAGGCCGAAGCAGGUGCAGACGACAUGGAAGAUGACAAUGCUCAAGACGAACUCGAAAGUUAUGAGGACGAUUCAGCAGCAAUUAUAAAACAUAAAGCUGCCGAACGCUGGCUCGGUGAGUGGGAGAGCAAUUUGCCGCAAGGAAAGAAGGGCAAGAGCACACCGUCGACCAGCAUCCGUGCCUACAGUCUAUGGCACGUUCAAGGUCUCGAGCUCCAACAAGUGGCUGAAGUGAUGAGGGAGCCGCCUCUCGCGCUAGGCACAGUGGCUUCCUAUGUUCUUGAAGUCGUGAAAUCGGAACGCCUUCCCUACGAGUCCGCGAGGUUGCAGGAGGCACUGGAUGUGUUACCCUCGGUAGCACACUGGAGGUACAAGAGCCUGAUACAGAAGACUCGGUCUGAGAUAUGA